UCAACCCCUUUCUAUUCUCAUCAUGACCAAAUGGGUACACACAGAUAUCCAGAUUUUCCUUAGCAAUCAAACAAAAUCCAGACAAAGAAAAAAAGAAGAGAGAGAGAGAGAAAGAGAUGAGUGGUGGUUGUACCAACGCGGUGUAGAGAAUCUAUAGAGAGAUCUAGCAUGAAAAGCACACAUGGGCACGCGCGCACAGACAUGUUGUAUCUUGCAAAGAACUCUUGCACCUACUUAUUAUUAAACCUACGAAACAAUCAACAAACACACACCAAUCUCAUUUCCCCUUGCAGAAUAUCUAAUCCAAAAGAAAUAGCUAGCCGAUCGAUCACUUUCUUUCUUUCGAUCAAGUCCCAUUAUUUAUUUCCAAAUUAAUGGAGGUACGUUCAGGUGUUAACGUUGCAGACACCCAACAAAGCCAAAAACAGCAUUUUCAUGUUCUUGCAGUAGAUGAUAGUCUCACUGAGAGGAAGAUCUUGGAGAGGCUCCUCAGAGAAUCUUCAUGCAAAGGUUGCUUGUUGAUUAUUUGGGGUUUGAAUUAUGGAAUAAUUAAGAAAAUAGUGACUUGUGUGGAUUCUGGGGAUAAAGCUCUUGAAUAUCUGCGCCUGCUUGAUGGCCAAGAGAGUGACUCUACAGCUUCAUCGUCUUCCACCCAAUCAUCACAACAAGAGGAGUUGAAAGUACACUUGAUCAUGACGGACUACUCAAUGCCCGGAAUGAACGGCUAUGAUUUACUGAAGAGAGUCAAGGGAUCUUCUUGGAAAGACAUACCGGUAGUGGUCAUGUCAUCAGAGAAUGUACCCUCUAGGAUAAGAAAGUGUUUAGAAGAAGGGGCAGAGGAGUUCCUUCUGAAGCCUCUUCAGUUGACAGACGUAAACAAGCUUCAGCCUCACCUCUUGAAAUCUCUGGUCCAUUCUAAUAAAGACAUAAGCAGUUGCACCGACAAUGACAAUGACAACAUUAUCGAUAUCACCAUGAUCAACAACAACAAGGUUAUAAGCAAAAGGAGAGCAGUGUCUCCAGAGCCAUUGGAGACGAUAACUAAAAUGAAGGGAUUAGCUGUCGUAUAAGUAAGAAUUAGAUACACUUAGGCGCACAUAACAUUAAGCAAUAUCUCUAGAGCUUUCAGAGACAAGAUCUAACAUUAAGAGAUUAGCCGUGGUAUAUAAGUUGUGUUGGAGACCGGUGUGGGUGCAUAUAAGAUUUAAGGAAUAUAUUUAGUUUUGUUGGCAGAAUUCUCAUGAUGUCCUACGGUUGGCAGUUCAUAUAUAAGAGGUGGUUCUAGUGGAA
Alnus glutinosa is the source of this 1290-nucleotide messenger RNA. RefSeq names its product two-component response regulator ORR9-like. Gene Ontology annotation, biological process: cytokinin-activated signaling pathway; phosphorelay signal transduction system. The record is from RefSeq and is a predicted model, not a curated record. The coding region runs from base 375 to 1070 and encodes 231 amino acids. Lineage: Eukaryota; Viridiplantae; Streptophyta; Magnoliopsida; Fagales; Betulaceae. The transcript has 6 exons.